This is a messenger RNA of Belonocnema kinseyi, 516 nucleotides long. RefSeq lists its product as uncharacterized. Bases 1 to 516 code for a protein of 171 amino acids. The record is from RefSeq and is a predicted model, not a curated record. Lineage: Eukaryota; Metazoa; Arthropoda; Insecta; Hymenoptera; Cynipidae. The transcript has a single exon.
AUGGAAGAUUCCAAAAGCGGUGUAGGAUCAUUUAUUUAUUUUGGAAUUGAAGGACAACUCCAAAACUUUAUCAACAAAAAUUUACAUGAAGAUGCAGUAAUUGAAUUGCAAGUUCAUGCCGACACCAUGCGUGUACCUAAAUCUGGCACUGAUAAUUUUUGGGUUCUCGCAGGAAAAGUUCAUCAUGAUCCCGAUAUUUAUAACCCUUUUCAAAUUGCAAUAUUUCAAGGUCAGAAUAAACCAAAGUCUCCGCAGUUGUUUUUAGAUCGUUUCAUUAACGAGUUCAAUGAACUGCAGAGUAAUGGUAUUCCAAUUUCAGGAAAACGUUUUGACAUCCAGUUGAAGUCCAUUAUUACUGAUACUCCUGCUCGAGCUUAUUUAAAAAAUACUUUGGGUCAUGGUGGAAUUUAUGCUUGCGAAAGAUGCACUGUGAAAGGAGAAAAAGUUGAUAAUACGACUGUUUAUCCCGUUACUGAUGAUCCAGAGAGGACUGAUAUUUCAUUUCGCAAACUUUGA